Molecule: messenger RNA, 3611 nt
Organism: Solea senegalensis (Senegalese sole)
Lineage: Eukaryota; Metazoa; Chordata; Actinopteri; Pleuronectiformes; Soleidae
Gene: baiap2l1a
Product: BAR/IMD domain containing adaptor protein 2 like 1a
Exons: 14
Coding region: 238-1656 (472 amino acids)
Biological process (GO): plasma membrane organization; actin filament bundle assembly; positive regulation of actin filament polymerization
Cellular component (GO): cytosol; nucleoplasm
Molecular function (GO): protein binding
Source: RefSeq, a predicted model, not a curated record
UUCGUCCUUCUCCUGCUGCUGCUGCUGCUGCUGCUUCUGCCGCUGCUGAUCACACAUGCAGACAAGGAGCAGGUCCGCCUGUGGGAUUAAUGAUCCGCACUGAGUGAUCAUCUGGAUUACACACAAAUACAUCUUUAUUUUUGUUCUUCUGGUUGAUUUUUAUUAUUGUUGUUAUUAUAGUUAUUGUGAUUUUUCUUCCUGCCACUUUCUGAGCUGUUAAAGAAACCACCUGCCAUCAUGUCUCGGGCUCCAGAUGGUGUGAGUAAACUCACUGAAAGUACAUACAAGAAUGUGAUGGAUCAGUUCAACCCCGGCCUGAGGAACCUGGUCAACCUCGGGAAGAACUACGAGAAAUCAGUCACAGCGAUGACGCUCGCGGGAAAGAUCUACUUUGAUGCCGUGUCAAAGGUCGGGGAGAAUGCCAUGGUGUCUCCGGUCUCCCGAGAGCUUGGUUUGGUUCUGAAGGAGAUCGCAGAAACACACAGGAAGGUCCACAAUGAACUUGAAGAGAACUUCAAGAGGUUUCACAGAGAGAUCAUCAUCGAGCUGGAGAAGAAGACUGAGAUGGAUGUCAAGUAUAUGAACGCCACCUUUAAGCGCUAUCAGUCGGAGCACAAGCUGAAGCAGGAUUCUCUGGACCGCUCACAGACGGAGCUGAAGAAGCUGAGGAGGAAGAGCCAGGGGAAGCACUCGUCCAAGUACGAGAUCAAAGAAAACGAGUACAUGGAGACCAUCUCCUCGCGGCAGAUGGACAUGCAGAAGUUCAUCGCCGACGGCUGCAGGGAGGCUCUGCUGGAGGAAAAGAGACGCUUCUGUUUCCUCGCGGACAAACACUGCAUGUUCUCCUACCAAAUCAGCAACUUCUACGAGAAAGCCAAAGAGAUGCUGGCCGUGAAGCUCCUGAGCUGGCAGGAGAAGUGCAGCGACAUCACCAAGGUGCCCGACACGGUGGAGAACAUGAUCGAGGAGCUCUCCACCACUCCAGAGCAAUCACCGCUGGUGGAACGUUGCAACAGGCAGAACAACAUGCCUCCUCCAGCUCCACCACUCAAGGCUCAGAUCAGUCCACUUGCAAACAUGUUUGACCCCGAGCCCAGAUCUCCACUCACUUCUUUUUCAGACCACAACUCAGAUCAGGGCAGCCUCGGUGAGGACAGUCUGUCCCGGUCCACGUCGCUGUCGUCCGGUCUCAACGCGGGCAGGAAACAGCGGGUCAGGACCAUCUUCCCACACACGGCGGGCAACAACGACACGCUCCUCAGCUUCGACGACGGCGAAGUCAUCUCCCUGUUCAUUCACGAGGAGAAGGACGGCUGGUUGUACGGCGAGCUGGAGAGGACCAAACAGCGGGGCUGGUUUCCCUCAUCAUACUGCAGACCUUACAGUGAGCCGGUGAUAUCAAACAGCAUGCGCAGCCUGAGCGUGGCCAACCUGCCGGAACAGUACGAGGAGGCGGAGCCAGUCUUGAUCCCACCCCCAGACUAUAGCGACGACAUCCCGUCCAGACCGACGCUCCCGUCGAUACCAUCACCGCAGAACAAGGUUUCUUUAGUCAAUGGCACAGCAAAGGCUCCUUUUCUUGGAGGAGGCAAUCCGUUCGCCACCGUCAAGCUGAAACCAACCGUCACGAAUGACAGAUCGGCGCCGUGCAUCUAACGCGCUGUAGGAGCAGUUUCACCGCCGUCAUGCCUUCAAGGGAAUCAUGUAACAUGGCACCCAUGUGACACAACAUACAUCAACCCACACACCCGCAGUCCUGUCUGUUUUAUCAAAGGGAUCCAUUGUUUAUUGGCAUACGUGUGCUUUACUGUGCCCAGUGUUUAUCUUUGACUUAAGCCGCAGCUGUGAUACUUUGCAUAAUUAACACAUGGAUAUUCUCUAGUGUGAAGACAGUGUCUCAUAAGCACCAAACAUUUCCACCCAAAAUCACACGGAAGGCGCAGUCUGUAAGAAUUAGUGACAUCUAAUGGUGAUACUGCAGAUUGACAACAAACGGAGGACUCAAUUCCAAACACGCCGGGGAACUACGGUGGCCUUCGCUGAUCAGAAAGGACGUGAGACACUCUUUUGCAGCUCUUUCUGCUGUCAUCUCCUCUUUCCUCAUUGGUUUAUGCAUCAGGUUUAUGUGGUUUACCUUUGUUUGUGUAAUACGUGUCAGAAUGGUUGAAACUGAAUGCCUAAACAAGUACAGUACAUUCUAAACUUACGUUAGAAUGUUCCCUUAAAGUUAACUUGAUUUAUUUAGGUGUAACUUAGGAGUCAUUUGCUUUUUUUGAGUGAAGAAAGAAGGGCAGCACAUGGUGGCGGCCAACGCAAAGCAAGGUUAAUGCUUAAAGUACAUAUGAAAGGCGAUUUUUCACUUAUACUAAACAUAUUUAUGGGUAGUAUAUUCAAACACUCCCAAAUAGUGCACACUGGGUCUUUAAGUUCUCAUGAAAAUGACAGCUAAAUUCAAUUUAAUCCAUUCAAAAAGAGUGAUAAAUUGUCAAAACAAACAAGUCGGAUGAUGAUAAACAAUAGAGCUGACAAAUCAAAGUAAGAAAAGGUAAAGGAAAACGAACGUUGGGGACUCCAAUUGACAUGGAACACCCAUCACAAUUUCACUUUGAUUUCACCAAAUCAUCCAUUAUAGCAUUUCAAAACCAAUGGAAAACAUUUGAACGCUAUCUAAUGUCCUAAACAACCAAUUUAAUGUGUCUGGGAAUUUUAAAUCAUGCGUUUAUAAGACAUUUGCGGUGAAAUGUAAGGCUGAGAUGAACCUGCGUCUUCAUUUCUGGGGGUGAACUCCUUCCUUUAAAGGCCGUGUCUGUGAGGAGAAAAGUGCUCAUUAUCUCACUUGUGCUGCAAAGGAAGCGCUCCAGGUGUGAGCGACAGUGGCAGGAUGAGGACGGGAAAGACCACCACUCUAGGCUGUCUUCAUGAAACAAACAUAUAUAUGUGUACAUCAUUAUUAUUAUUGUUGUUAUUUUUCUUAUAAUUAUUGUUGUUUUGUCUUUCUUUUUUUCAAAGACGCACAGAGAUUGUAAGAAUGAAGGGAGAGCGACGUGCUGGGAAAUGAUUGUUGAUGCUGAAGACAGCACGUCGGUUUAAAACCAGGAGGCUAUUUAUAAACAGUGAGUUUGUAUGAGAUAUUUAAAAAUUAAAGAAAAUGUGUAUACAGAAGUCCAGUGAGCGUUUUGAAGGGCCAGGAUUUUUGAUUGGACUGCUGCUGCUGGUAUGUGUGUAUGUCAUGUGGCUAAAGUGACCUUUUUAAUGAAGGGAUUAUUCUUCACAACUCCACUGUUUUCAUGUGUAUGAACAAAUGUAAAUGGCCGACGUUCACAUUUCCUGUGAACACAGUGGGUGUGUGUUGAGUAUUUUAUGAGGAAAGGGACAUUUUUUUACCACGUUUAUUGAUUUACAGGAUGUAAAUGUGUGUGCGAUUUAAAAACAGUUUAUUGACUCACACGAUGCGUGUUAAGUGAACUCAUCACAGACAGUAAAUACAACAUGCUUUCUUCAGAAUAUCUUUUUUUCUACUGUGUUCGACGACAUGAAGUCUUCUUAUUUUCAUCAAUAAAACAUGUUUAACAAAAUUUUGUCAUGCAUAAUAAAAGUUCAUUUGCAUCAGA